Molecule: messenger RNA, 1239 nt
Organism: Necator americanus (New World hookworm)
Lineage: Eukaryota; Metazoa; Nematoda; Chromadorea; Rhabditida; Ancylostomatidae
Exons: 10
Coding region: 1-1239 (412 amino acids)
Biological process (GO): nervous system process; signal transduction; regulation of membrane potential
Cellular component (GO): neuron projection; synapse; plasma membrane
Molecular function (GO): transmembrane signaling receptor activity; excitatory extracellular ligand-gated monoatomic ion channel activity; transmitter-gated monoatomic ion channel activity involved in regulation of postsynaptic membrane potential
Source: RefSeq, a predicted model, not a curated record
AUGUUCGUCGUCAUGUUUUGCGCUGUACUUGUCUGCAGUAUUCUGACGGUGGUUGCUGAGAAAGAUGUAUUUGCGGAGAUUUCUACGGACUACAAUAAAGCCAUACGCCCUAAAUACGAUGCAAGCUAUACCACUAACGUUACCGUCAAACUUGUUCUUUUUUCUCUAUUAUCAGUGAACGAACAAAUGCAAACAGUUCGUUUUGUCAUAGAUAUGGCUGUUCAGUGGAUCGAUCCACUUUUAACAUGGACAGCAGCUAGCAGCCCCUCGACGACCCUGAAGAUUUCAGAACAAAAAGUCUGGAUCCCCGAUGUUACUUUAUUCACUGCGGUUUCUAAGAAGGAUUUGAUCAGUAACGAACAUCGAUUGGUCGUGUUGAUGAAUAAUGGUACUGUUGUAAAAUCUGGACCUCAGAUCGUUUCACACCAAUGUCAAAUCAACAUCUUAAAAUUUCCUUUCGAUGACCAAACGUGCACUUUUUCGUUGGGAUCCUGGGUCUACACAAACGCCAACUUACGACUCUUUACUCCGUUUGAGCAGUAUGAACUGUCGGAAGAUUUCACGGGUAACACGCAAUGGAAGCUACUAUCACUCAAAGCAGAACUCACUGUUGAUUCUACAUAUGAGGAGGGCGAUUUUGAUGUUCUACUUCUUACUGUUCAUCUGCGACGGCAUCCACAAUUCUACAUCCUUGCCAUCAUCGUUCCGUCGUUUGUCUGCACUUUUUUAUGUCUCAACGGUCUCUUUUUGCCCAGUGAAAUUAGCGGUUUGAGCAUUGAAAAGGUAUCGCUGGGGGUAUGCACACUCUUAGCAAUGGCUCUAAUCCUACAAUCUGUCACUGGCACUAUGCCAAAAUCGCAGAAACUUGCUUUACUCGGUGUCUACGUAUUAGCACAGACAAUUCUAUGCGGGGUUGCUGUUCUGGUCACCUCGAUAUACUUGAUCAUUCACGAACGAGCGGUUACACGAUCCUGGAAUCCGCCCAGAUGUCUCUCCACCACCUUUCUUAACAGAAAAUAUGAUCGUAAAAUUACGCACAGUGAUGGAACACAACAAGAUGAUCAGAGAUCCACCCGCAUUUCACCGUAUCUAGCAACGAUCUCCUCAUUUUUGCAUGAAACUUCCUCCGACAGCCGUUCAGAGCGUAUGUGGGCUCGAAUCUUCGACAGAAUCAAUGUUUUGACUUUGAUUGUAUUUCAAUUGGCUAAUCUCAUAGUGACCUUAGUCAUAUUAUUAUAA